Diachasma alloeum is the source of this 998-nucleotide messenger RNA. RefSeq lists its product as uncharacterized. The coding region runs from base 240 to 845 and encodes 201 amino acids. The transcript has 2 exons. Lineage: Eukaryota; Metazoa; Arthropoda; Insecta; Hymenoptera; Braconidae. The record is from RefSeq and is a predicted model, not a curated record.
AUGCAGCGUAUUCACACAUUUCUUCCAUGAAUUUUCCCAUUUUUUUGAAUUAUUAUUUUGACUUUUUACACGAAACACCUCAAAUUCAUCCCUGCCGAUUGUCAAUCCCCUCCAGAGCCCGCAAUACAACACGUGUGCGCGCGUUGGUAAACAUCGCGUGUCAGUCUGCUCCGGAAUGAAAACUUAUUCUUGAAUCCAAUAUUUAAUAUUUAAGUAGCAAUAAUAAUACUCGUAAAAAAAUGAAUCUGCGCGAAAGAUUUACGAAGAAGCACACGGAGUUUCCGAUUGAGAAAGAAAAAAGGACACGCUGGACUGACGAGGACAAGGAGAAGCUGCUGAGCGCCCUCAAGAAGUAUGGUUAUAAGGACAUUGAUAAAAUUUGUAAGGACGUGCCGAAUAAAACCAAGGGAGCUGUGAGGACAUUUAUCAGUAAACUUAACAAGGAGGCUCGAGCCUCGUCUUAUCUCAGGGAGAGACAUGUUGCGCAUUGGGUGCACACCGGGAGUAUACAAGCGCCAGAUACAGUCGUGUCGCAAGCCCUCAAGUUUAUUUCUCUGUUUGAGGAGCAUCCUCAGCCUGAUGAGUGUGCCGGCUGUGAUUUUAGAGCACUCUACGCUGUAUUAUCAAAAGUCACCCUAGGGCAUCCCCCUGUAGACAUCUCCAGAAUGACCCACGAGACGAUUUCCUACGUGAUGGCCAAGGUAAUCCACGAAGUGUGGCCCUACCACCAACCCGAGAUCACUGAAUACAUCGAGAACAUGGAGCAAAAGAAGACUCGCAAGACCUACUCUCGACGUUCUCCGAGAGUUGUGGUACCUAAGGUGGAGAGCGAUCACCUUCCUUAAAGUUUGUUUUCCAUCAUUAAUCUAGAGGCACAAUUCAAAUUGCACAUUCAACUCAUUGUUCAUUUAUUUACCUCGAUAUUUAAUCUCAUAUAUCUAUUAUUGUAUUGUAUAUAAUUCAUAAUUACAAUUAAAUGAGAGGAAUUGUGAUAACAA